AUGGGUUUCAAGAGGAAGAAGGUUGAUGGUGAGGGUGAGGAAAUGGAAGCUGAAGGUCGCGGAAAACCCAGUUUUAACGGGACGGAGAAGAGGAACGUGAUACUUCCUUCGAUGAUUAAGAACAAAGAUAAGAGAUCUAAAGUAUACGCGAAGCAGAAGUACGAGAAGAAAUUGGAGAAGCAGAAGAAGAUCAAGGCUCGUGAUGCCGCCGAGAAGCGAGCUCUAGAGCUUGGCGAAGAGCCUCCACAAAAGAUGAUUCCGCGAACAAUUGAGAAUACUAGAGAAUCUGAUGAGACUGUUUGCAGACCUGACGACGAAGAACUGUUUGCUGACAUCGAUGCUGAUGAAUUUAACCCAGUCCUGAGACGUGAGAUUACACCUAAGGUCUUGAUCACAACAUGUCGUUUCAAUUCCACUAGAGGACCUGCAUUUAUAUCUGAGAUGCUCUCGGUGAUACCAAACUCUGAAUAUCGGAAAAGAGGAACUUAUGAUUUGAAAAAGAUUGUAGAAUACGCAACGAAGAAAGAUUUUACAUCUCUUAUUGUAGUUCACACAAAUCGAAGAGAACCUGAUGCGCUCCUUAUCAUCGGUUUACCAACUGGUCCAACCGCUCAUUUCAAAUUGUCAAAUCUUGUUCUUAGAAAGGAUAUUAAGAAUCAUGGAAACCCGACAAGCCAUGAACCGGAACUGGUUUUGAAUAACUUUACAACUCGUUUAGGGAACCGUGUUGGGAGGUUUUUUCAGUCACUCUUUCCUCAAGAACCUAACUUCCGUGGUAGGAGAGUUGUAACAUUCCACAACCAGCGAGACUUUAUAUUCUUCAGACAUCAUCGUUACAUAUUCGAGGCAAAGGAAAACAAAAGUAGUACGAAAGAACAAGAUGGUGUUGCUCGAGAGAAAGUAAAAGCUCGUCUUCAGGAAUGUGGUCCUCGGUUCACGCUUAAGCUAGUUUCUUUACAACAUGGAACCUUUGACACCAAAGGCGGAGAAUUUGAAUGGGUUCAUAAGCCUGAAAUGGACACGAGCAGGAGGAGGUUCUUCUUGUGA
This is a messenger RNA of Thlaspi arvense, 1047 nucleotides long. The record is from the annotation of a GenBank genome assembly. NCBI's taxonomy places the organism in Eukaryota, Viridiplantae, Streptophyta, Magnoliopsida, Brassicales, Brassicaceae.